This is a messenger RNA of Emiliania huxleyi CCMP1516, 813 nucleotides long. RefSeq lists its product as hypothetical. Gene Ontology annotation, molecular function: deubiquitinase activity. Gene Ontology annotation, biological process: protein deubiquitination. The transcript has a single exon. The record is from RefSeq and is a predicted model, not a curated record. Lineage: Eukaryota; Haptophyta; Isochrysidales; Noelaerhabdaceae. Bases 1 to 813 code for a protein of 270 amino acids.
AUGCGCGCGGCACAUUCAUCGAGUCGCGCGGCCCGACUCGUGUGGCUCCUGCUGCCAGAGCUGGCGAUCGGCCUCGCCGCACGUCCCAAGUUGACCAGCGCGCGGGAGGGCGGCAGCCUGGCACCGCCGCCGCGCGAGGCAUCGCCGCCCCCGUGCAGUGCCCGCGACGUGGUGGUGCGCGUCUUCGACAUUGGCACUCCAGGGCUGUGCAAGACGCUCUCGCUGAUCACGCAGAAGGAUGUGCUCUGGUUUCCAAAGAUGACCGUCUCGCUCGGCGGCCGCACGUGGUCGUACGACGGCGAGGUUGAGCGGACUGUCCCGCAGAUAGUCGAGAAUGCCGCAGGAGGUCCUCCGCUUCUCACUCUCAACCUGGGGCCGGCGGAGCUGAGCGACGGCGAGAUAGAUGCGCUUCUCGACGAGAUGGGCUCCACCGACUACACGCCCGCGGAGUACGACUUCUUUUACCGCAACUGCAACCAUUUUUGCACUGACCUUGCGGAUCGGCUCGUGCAGCGCGGCGGCGGGGGCGGCACACCCCUGCCGCGGGAGUUCAUCGAGGUGCGCCCUUGCGCUAGCCUCGUCUCGCCACAGCUCGCCCCUUACCACACCCUCACCGUGCCUCAGGAUGCCGUGCUAGCCGAGUCGGAGUCGCUCCUCGUCCGGAUGCCCGGAGCACAGCAGCAGCUCACGCGCUCGGUAACGAGACAGGUGCAGCGGGUCAUCGUCGCGGCGUGGAGGACGCAGUGGAAGCGCGCGCUCGCCGAAUACGAGGAGCAAGAAGAGGAGGCGCAGCGCCGUGAGGCGGCGGCAUGA